Messenger RNA from Lodderomyces theae, 762 nucleotides. RefSeq lists its product as uncharacterized. The transcript has a single exon. The record is from RefSeq and is a predicted model, not a curated record. The coding region runs from base 1 to 762 and encodes 253 amino acids. Lineage: Eukaryota; Fungi; Ascomycota; Pichiomycetes; Serinales; Debaryomycetaceae.
AUGGACUUAUCAAACUUAUCAAACACACUACCAUCGCUGAAACCACUACAACGGAAAGAUGACGCUGCUGAUCAAACUGAUGACCCGUCAUCGCAAUCAAGAGUGAGUUCUCAGUCCAGCAUUGCUGACUUAAAUACGGACCUAACAACGCAUUUCAAAGACGCUGCACGAGCAGUAGCAUCGCUAUACAACUCAUCUAUCAAUGCCCAAUCGGGAAGCACGGUAAAUGCCGCACAAAUGCACACUAUUAAGACAGACUUUGCCAAUGCUGCAAGAGCUGUUGCUGCCUUAUACAAAUGUGGACAAAGUAUGCAUAGUGUUUCUCAUGAACUCGGGUACAUAGAGUGCCUAGAUGACUUGCUACACGUUAUAACUAAUGAUGAGGAUGUUGAAAACUGGGCAUUAACAAGGCGAGCGGAAAUAACGAAUGUGAAGAACAGGGCAGAUGUAACGAAUCCUCAAAACGCUACUCCCACAACCUCUUUGGAUGAUUCCAAGUUACCGCAAGAUUUUGUAUUCCAGUUCGAACUGGAUAUGAAGCCACCUGUUGCAUUCAGACCAAGCAUACCUCCAAUCUCAGUUCAGCAUAGUGCAUCUCAACGAAAUUCCAUAAUCAAGAAAAAGAAACUUCAGCAUUUGCAUAAAAAGUUUUACUCCUCAGAGGAUUCCAGUGAAAGCGAUACGGAUGAUUUGAAACGGGCGAAGUUGUUCAAAGACACUAGUGAUAGUCCUGUAAAGAGAAAGAAGAAGAAGAAGGUUUAA